AUGUCAUCGACAAUAUUAUUUUAUUUAUUAAUGUUGUCGACAUUAACGACAGUGAAGACUACGACAGACGGAAUAUCCAAGAUCAUUGUAAAAAAUUACGUAUCGAGAUCGACGGAAGAUGAAAACUUGAGAAAUAUUUUGAAUUACGUUCAAAGCAAGCAGAUAUUCUCUUCAUCGAUAUUUUCUCUCGUUUCUUCCGAUGGUCGAUCUAAUUUCGUACAUCUUUUAUCUAAAUACAUAGCGAGCGAAUCCAUCGUUAGCUACAAGAUCACGGCGAACAACCUCUCACGGAAGUACACGUGGCAGAGUAGCGUUGAUCUUACAUGGAUUUUCAUCAUCGACAGUAUGAGUAUUUUGAAUUCUUUUGUGCACGAACAAGGCCAUAUCUGGAAGGCUGUCAAUCAAUAUUUGAUAAUUGUCACCACUCCGAACACGACUUCGCCGCGAGAGAUUUUUCAGACAGUUUGGAAGAUCUACGGUGUCUAUAGGAUCGUCAUUAUUUCGAUAGAAGACGACUUUCGAUGUCUAACAAGAUAUCUACCGUUCGAAAAGAACCGACAAAACAAAUACGGUGUCGUACGUAAGAUUUGUUUAAUGGAUCAGAAAGAUAAUGUCGAGCUCUACGCCAACUUGGAAAACUUGAACGGAUAUCCUAUACACGUGAUCAUGUUCCCAUUUUUGACAAAAAAUAUUACACCCUACGAUUAUACUACUCGUACGAAUAAUAAUGUUCAAAAUUUCGGCAAACUAGACUCGAAAGCAAUGUACUUGUUGGCACAAGCGAUGGGAACUGAAUUUAAUAUCACUGUGCUUCCUUCGGUCAAUUCAUUUAACGGAAGUUAUGAUCCAUUUUAUGAUGCUCUUAAAUACAUCGAGGAUGGUGAGUCGGACAUAAUCAUCAUCAGUUUCUUUGUUCACCAAUAUAAGGGAUAUCGGAGGUACGAAUUCACAGUUAGUCUUUAUGAGGACAAAGUGUGCUUAAUCGCACCCACGGCUGGUUUCGUGCCGAAAUCAUAUAUGCCAAUAAUGUCAUUCACGUCUAAUCUGUGGAUGGUUUUCGCGAUAUACAAUAUUCUCGUGUCCGUUUUAUGGCUCCUCAUAAAAUACUACAGCGUUUCGUUUCGUCGACAAAAGGCUGUUGUCCUUCCCUUAGCGAGAACGACGGAAUACGUAUUUUCACGGCGGUCGGAUUUACCACCGAAAAUACAUCCUUACAUUUCAUCGUGCUUCAACCUCGUCGAAACCUCGUGUUACCCGCUGAAGGAGAAGGAUGGUAGCACGACUGCUCAGAGAGUCUUCUUGGUCGGCACGCUUUUCUUCGGACUCAUCGUUACUAGUCUCUAUCAGGGUUGCCUCGUGACCAGCUUGAGCGAUCCCUUUCAUUACUCUGAAUUGAAUACUUUGAAAGAGAUCGCUUCCUCGAAUUUUACUAUCGUUACCAAGUAUAACAACUUGAAGGAGAAUACGUUCUCGGGAAACACCACUCUGGAUAAGAAAUUGCGGAGUAAAGUCAAAUUGUUAGUUUCUAAAAAGCGCACCUACGACUCCGUGGCCCUUAAGAAAAUGAUCGGCAUCGUCCGUCAUUCUAUGGUCAAUUUGGAUGACAUGUCCCAGUACUACGAUGAAGACGGCAACGAACUGCUCCAUUUAGUCGAGGAAUGUCCGACCACUUUCAUGUUAUCUUUCGUAAUGAAGCUCCACUCACCGUACCGAGAGAGAAUCAACGGAUUACUGCUACGAAUGCAACAAAUGGGUUUUGUUUGUCUGUGGUACGAACAAGUGGCUUAUCCGUCAUACGUGGCUCAACAGAAAAGGAAGAUGAUCAAGAGCGAGAGAAAGAUUAAACUGACCAUGGAGCAUUACUCUCUUACUUUCGUCGGACUUACCAUCGGUUUACUUUCUUGCAUCGCGGUAUUCUUCGCGGAAAUUUAUUUCGCCAAGAGAUCAUCAAAAUCACUGUAA
Cyphomyrmex costatus is the source of this 1962-nucleotide messenger RNA. RefSeq lists its product as uncharacterized. The transcript has a single exon. Lineage: Eukaryota; Metazoa; Arthropoda; Insecta; Hymenoptera; Formicidae. Bases 1 to 1962 code for a protein of 653 amino acids. The record is from RefSeq and is a predicted model, not a curated record.